CUGACGCCAACUUUGACAGUUGUAUUGGUGCCGCAAAUUCCUCGUCGUCGUAUUCAAUUAAUAAAUAUUUGUAAAAAUCUAUUAUAAUUUGUAGCAACUAAGAUAAAAUAUAUCGUAAAGAAAAUGGUAGCACGGGUAGCAGGAGUGUUCGAUGAGAAAUUGACGGAGGCUAUAGCAAAUUCUAAGAUUCUAGUUGUUGGUGCCGGCGGAAUAGGUUGUGAAAUACUGAAAAACCUUGUUCUGACCGGCUUCCCGCAGAUUGAAAUUAUCGACCUUGAUACAAUCGACGUAAGCAACUUGAAUCGUCAAUUUUUGUUUCACAAGGAACAUGUUGGGAAGUCGAAAGCUCAAGUGGCUAAGGACAGUGCACUUAGCUUUAAUCCAAACGUUAAUAUCAUUGCGCAUCAUGAUAGUGUGAUCAGCAAUGAUUAUGGAGUAAGUUAUUUCAAGCAAUUCAAUAUUGUCAUGAAUGCAUUGGAUAAUCGGGUUGCCCGAAACCAUGUAAAUAGAAUGUGUUUAGCUGCUAAUGUGCCACUAAUUGAAACUGGAACUGCAGGCUAUGCUGGACAGGUGGAGCUUAUCAAAAAAGGUCUAACACAAUGUUAUGAAUGUCAACCAAAAGCACCACAAAAGUCUUUCCCUGGCUGUACCAUCAGAAAUACUCCAUCUGAACCUAUACAUUGUAUCGUUUGGGCUAAGCAUCUCUUCAACCAACUCUUUGGCGAAGAAGACCCAGACCAAGAUGUAAGUCCAGACACUGCAGAUCCUGAAGCAGCUGGAGAUGCAGGUGCAUCUGCAUUGUCAUCUGAGGGAACAGCAGCGGGCAAUAUUGAAAGGAAAAGUACAAGGGCUUGGGCUUCAGACACAAAUUAUGAUCCGGAAAAGUUGUUCUCAAAGCUCUUUGGGGAUGAUAUUCGUUAUUUGUUGUCUAUGGAGAAUUUGUGGAAGAAACGUCGCCCGCCCACUCCUUUAACAUGGGAUAAUCUGCCAGGAAAAGAUAAUGCACCUGCCCAACAUUCAGGAUUACCUGAUCAGAGAGUGUGGACAGUACAUGAAUGUGCACAGGUAUUUGCUGCCAGCUGCAAAGCAUUACAAACAGACUUGAAGAGUCGGCCUGAUGGUGAUCAUCUUGUUUGGGACAAAGAUGAAAAGAGUGCCAUGGACUUUGUGACGGCCUGCGCGAACAUUCGUGCCCACAUCUUCAACAUACAAUUGAAGUCCCGCUUUGAAAUAAAAUCAAUGGCGGGGAACAUCAUUCCAGCAAUAGCAACGGCUAACGCGAUUGUAGCCGGGCUGGCGGUAAUACGUGCUCAAGCCUUGCUCAAGGGAGAAAUCGAAACAUGCACAAGUGUUUAUUUAAGACCCAAAGUUAAUCAUCGUGGACAAUUGUUUGUACCGGAAAAAACAUUAACUGCACCAAACCCUAAAUGUUAUGUAUGCGCACCGAAACCAGAAGUCGGUCUUGCUUGCAAUAUUAAACAACUCACUCUUAAAGAUCUGAACACUGCCUUUAAAGAAGGUCUCAACAUGCAAGCUCCAGAUGCAACAGUUGAAGGCAAAGGUCUCGUAGUGCUAUCUUCAGAACCGGGCGAAACAGACCACAACAAUGAAAAAACUCUUGAAGAGAUUGGACUCAAUGAUGGUUGUGCUCUGUUAGUUGAUGACUUCUUACAAAACUACGAAGUUCGUGUCAGACUACAGCAAGAAGAUGAUGAGAAGUCAUGGCGCCUCGUAACAGAUACCGAUACACCAAUGCCAGCCCCGAAGGAAGACAAAACAGCUAAUGGCUCUAACGGUGCAAAGGAACCAAAGCCUGGUCCAUCUCGUUCUAAAGAAGAUAGUGAUAGUGACAUGGAAAUAAUUGAUGAAGAUGAUGAUGGUGAACCAGCCCCGAAACCACCAAAGCGCAGACGUACUGAAAUAAGUGAUGAAGUCGUUGAACUCUGCUAGUUAAAUAUCACCAUUGUGUGUAAAUUCUAAUUUUUACAUGCAAAUGAUAUUAACUAGUAUUUAUAUUGAACUCUUUAAAGUGUAAGUACAGUAAAAAUAUAUUUGUAGUGAUUAUAUCUUUGUAAAAGUAUUGUCUAAGAUUAUACAUUUACUAUGGUUAUACCUUUCUACGAAGUAUCAAUAUCUUGUAUUUUUAUGAUAUUCAAUUUUAUUCAUUAAUUCAAACUAUAAUUGUUAUUAAUAAUAUAACAUGCAAACACAUGGUUUGCCUUGAGUAUUGAAGCGAGUAAAUUUUCUACCUUUGUGUAUAGUUACUAAGAUUGUGUCAAUAAUAUUAAAAAUAUUGUAUUAAUUAUUGUUCCAAAUAAGCUAGCACAAGUGGUUCGAAAUCAAUUAACAAUAGAAUGAUUCUCAAAUACAAUAUUACUUUAAAGUUCAAUUAAGAAAAUAUUUGUAAUCUAUUGAAUGAACAACUCAUAAUUUAUAAGCAUUUCUAA
This is a messenger RNA of Vanessa atalanta (red admiral), 2447 nucleotides long. RefSeq names its product SUMO-activating enzyme subunit 2 (gene Uba2). Gene Ontology annotation, biological process: protein sumoylation. Gene Ontology annotation, molecular function: SUMO activating enzyme activity. Gene Ontology annotation, cellular component: SUMO activating enzyme complex; cytoplasm. The record is from RefSeq and is a predicted model, not a curated record. NCBI's taxonomy places the organism in Eukaryota, Metazoa, Arthropoda, Insecta, Lepidoptera, Nymphalidae. The transcript is spliced from 7 exons. Bases 124 to 1950 code for a protein of 608 amino acids.